ACACGACCAAACAAAAGUAACAGGCGUUUAAAAGAGAGUUGGGUGAUUUUUUCAACAAAAGAAAAAAAAAGGCUGGGUUUUUGUAGGGGGUUGAAGAAAGGAGAAGAAGUCAGGCGUCACUCGUCAAAAGCGUGUCGCACGCCUUACUCAGUAGGCUGAGCUCCACCAAGUCCACGGCUGAGCUGCCAUUUUGCACCACCAAGUCCACGGCUGAACUCCUCCUCUUUCUUAUUGAAAACUCCAAUUAUUCUGAUGAAAAAAAAAAAAUCAGAAAUGGAGGAAAAUUCAUCAAUGAUGUUGGAACAUUACCGCCGUGAUCGCCAGAAGCUGCUUGAAUUCAUAAUUUCAUCCUCAAAUUUAAUCAAACAAGUUUGUACUUCUUCUGGGCCUACUCUUUCUCUCUCUGACAUCAACCUCGACACUCUCAGUGCUGACUAUGUCAUCAAUUGCAUCAACUCCGGUGGUGUUUUUGACGUUGCUGAAGCGACGGAUACUUAUUAUCAUGAAUUAUCAUACCCUACCAUGAUCCAUUCUAAAUUGGGGAGUUCUUUUUUCACCCUCUCACAAUCUGAACUGUCCAGAUCACCUCCUAAACGUCGCCCUCCUUCAGCUGUUCCAAGUGAGAAAACUAGUGUUGCACCUCAAUCAUCAAUCCAAGCAGAGCAGAUUUCAAAUCACAAGAUUGCUUUAAGAAAAGAUGAAGAGGUGUUCAAGAUUGGAAACGUAAUGACUAGACCCUCAAAGUCUGCUGAGAGUGGAGUUGUUGCUCCUUUAGGAUUACCGCACUUACAAACAGGAUUGUCCGAGGACGAUUUGCGGGAGUCAGCUUAUGGAGUACUGGUUGCAUCCCUAGUCUUCUCCAGGAUUGAAGUUUUAUGCGAACAAGAUCGAAAGAAGGAAAAGUCUUCUAAACUUCUAGCUGGUUUGAAAGGGAAAAAGAAUAGAGACAUUUUGCCAGCGCGUUCUCAAGAUAGAAAUUUGGAACUACUUAACACCAUACGCACUCAAAUGGAGGUUUCAGAAGCGAUGGAUUUAUGCAUGAGGCAGAGUUUGACACGUUGCGCUUCAAGGACAUCAUGUUCACAGAUUGAUUAUCUGCAACUUGUACUUGGCCUUAUUAAAAGCACUUCAAGAUCAAGUUUUCCGAAUGAAAAGUCUUAUGUUAAGUGGAAAAAUAGACAGGCAAAUAUCUUGGAAGAACUCUGCUGCCUUGGUCAUUUGACGGAGGAAUAUGCUACCAUCAAACAUGCUAUUGGAAAGAUAAGAAAUGCAAGGGAAUGGGAUCUGAUGUCUCCCAGUGAACGAACUGAAGUUCUACAUUGUAUCAGAGAUUCUGCUUCAAAAAUCCCCCAUAUGCCAGAAGUUGGAGAUGAAAGAUGCGACUACCCCAUUGGUUACCACUUGAAAGUUCGGCUAUAUGAGAAUCUGUUAUCUUCAGUGUUUGACAUUCUUGAAGAAGGACAAAUAUUAGCGGAGGCGAAUGAAAUUCUGAUGCUCGUCAAGAUGACCUGGUCUAUUCUUGGGAUCACUCAGAUUAUUCAUGAUGCAUUGUAUAGUUGGGUUCUCUUCAAACAGUUUGUUCAAACAGAAAGGGAAGAUCUGCUAGAGUACACCACUAUCCAAAUGAAGAAUAUUCUAGCUGAUGAAUCUCUUUAUGAAGGAGGGGAGGGUUUGUUGUGUACGAUCGAGUGGCGAGAAACUGUAGUUCGACUAAACUUGGUUCCAGCUGUAUUGCUCUCCAUGCAUAUUUGGUGCAAUGGAAAACUACAAGAUUAUCAUAGGCAUUUUAGUCAGAAACCAUCCAAGUUUAAGAGGAUACUGACCUUUGCAAUGGCGACUGCAGUUCUUGAUCUAAAUGAAUUUGGCGAGUUGACUAAAGCUGACAGCUCCACUAAAGAUGCUUCAAGAAGGUUAAAGAUGUUUGUUGAGAGCUCUGCUCAAGCAGCAUACAUGCUAGUGCUUGAUGGUUUGGAUCUAAAAUCAAAUCCAGGGAGGGUACAUCCACUGACCUUACUUGCAAAUGCCGUAAAAUUGAUUGCUGACGCAGAAUUGACUGUAUUCUGUCCUGUAUUACAUAUAUGGUGUCCUGAAGCUGGGAUGAUUUCAUCCACAGUAUUGUAUCAACUCUUUCGGGAAAGACUGGGACCAUUUAUUCAGGGCAUAUCGUGUCUCUCUCAAGAUGUCAAGUUGGUUCUUGCUGCUGCUCAUAUGCUUGACCGCCAGCUCACUCAACUCUAUUCUUUCAGCUAUCAUGGGAAUAGCUCACAUCAGCUUUUCAAAGUUGAUUUGGACCAUUAUCAGAUUGGAGAUGUCUCUGCUUCACUUAUUCUUGAUUGGUCAAUAUCUCAACAUGCAUAUAUACUGGACUGGAUUGGCCGUGCUUUUGAUCUCGAGGAAUGGGAACCAUUGUCAUCUCUACAGAAACAUGCCGUAUCUGUUGUUGAGGUAUUUAGGAUGAUUGAGGAGACAGUGGAUCAAUUUUUUGGGUUGAAUCUUCCUGUGAACAUCACACAUUUACAAGCUUUACUUUCACUAAUUAUCCACAGCUUGGACUCCUAUUUGACCAAAAUGGUUGGCCAAUUAGUUGAGAAGAGCCACCUUUAUCCACAAGCUCCUUCAUUGACGCGGUAUGAGGAAACAUUGGUUCCUAUCCCUAGAAAAAAGAUGGUCGAGCUCAAGAUCUUGGAUGAUAAUUCUAGCAAUGCCCUAAAUCAGUUGACCUUAUCCAAGCUCUGUAUCAGAUUGAACACUCUUCAAUAUAUUAAAAGUCAAAUUGGUAUACUAGAAGAUGGCAUGAGGAAGUCAUGGGGACUUGUCAGACCAUCUGUGAAGCGAAGAUGGUUUAACAUCGUAGAAGAAGAAGCUCCUGAAAUCUUAGAGAGAACUAUGAGUGAAGAAUCAAUUGAUGAAUUAUUUGCUACGACGUUUGAUGGGAUUAGAAAUAGUACCACAGAUGCUAUCGCCAAACAUAUUGACUUCACAGGAACAAAAGCUGUAUUCUGGGACCUAAGAGAGAAUUUCCUAUAUCAAUUAUAUCGUGGUGGUGUUGAUAAAGCGCGUAUGGACACUGUUCUUCCGAAUGUUGAUUCUGUGCUGAACCAAAUAUGUGGAUCAAUUGAUGACGCCGUCAGAGAUCCUUUGGUUUUAAGUAUUUUUCAUGCAUCAUUGGAAGGUCACCUUUGGGUAUUGCUAGAUGGAGGGCCUUCACGUGCAUUUUCUGAUUCAGAUAUCGCUUUGAUGGAGGAUGAUCUUAGAGCACUCAAGGACUUCUUUGUGGCUGAUGGAGAAGGUCUUCCUCGUUCUACGGUUGAGCGAGAAGCGAAGUUUUCUCAUCAAGUAUUAAGCUUGUUUUCCCUACAGACUAGUCACAUUAUCCAAAUGUUAAUGACUGCAAGUGAGCACAUCUCACGUAGGGUUCAAUCACGUGGUCACAGUCAUAGGUCAUUGGAUGAUGCUAAUACUUUGAUACGGAUAUUAUGUCACAAAAUGGACAUGGAAGCUUCAAAAUUUCUAAAGAAGCAGUACCGGCUCCCACCAUCCUCGGAAUACGAUGAAAAUCCAAAGAAUGAAUCCACGUCAAGUUCAGCCAUCAUAUCAGAUCUGCUAAAAAGAAGUGCAUCAUUUCGGUUCCCAGACACAGGACACAGUAGCAUCAAAUCAUUGAAGAAGAAAUUCCAAGAAGCUUGGUGAGAGAAGGCGCUUUUGCUUUGAUGCUGAGGGGUCCUUCCAUUUCCCAUGCAGGCCUUAAAGGUGGGCGACUGACAACAAAAGAAGCUUUGGUGCAACUUGAUCAUGUCUUCAACCAAAGGUGUGCAGAUAAUCCUGCUGGAUCAAAAAUGGAGGUAUUGCGUAGCUUAGCCGCGUCAUUGCAAGAUGGGGUGGUCAAAAGUCGUCUAGUGUUGCGAAAUUUAUGUGUAUAAAUGUUUCAAGGCUGAUAAACUUGAAGUAACCAAAAGAAAGAGUUUAGGAUUGGCUGGUUGCUUCCACACCACCACCCUUUCACGAGAUUGAUAUGUUAAUAGCAACUAUUGGCAAAAUUGAGCUAAUACAAACAAGUGUCCAGGAAAUGAACAUGAAUUGAGUUCUUGGUUUGUCUUUUUUCACGUCAUAUUUGUUUAAUUUAGUCAGGCAAACCAUGUUAAUUUUACAUGAAAUUCAAGAAUGAGAAAUAUAUGUGGGAAAUCCAAAAGGUUUUGUACGA
Messenger RNA from Spinacia oleracea (spinach), 4201 nucleotides. Its product is annotated as protein unc-13 homolog. Lineage: Eukaryota; Viridiplantae; Streptophyta; Magnoliopsida; Caryophyllales; Amaranthaceae. The transcript has 27 exons. The coding region runs from base 253 to 3690 and encodes 1145 amino acids. The record is from RefSeq and is a predicted model, not a curated record.